AUGUUCGUCAUCACGCUUCUCUUCAUCAGCGUGAGUUCGAGCUCAGUACUAGGUAGAAUAAGAUAGAAUCAGGUUUCAGCACCAAGCAAAGACUUGAGGAUGCGCAAGUCUGUACGAGCCAGGCGAACCCCUGCUCAUCCUGGCUCUUCAGCAUCAUCUCGCUUCCUAUAUGUUCACAAACCAAAGUUGCUUACCCCCACUUGCGUGUCCGCAGCUACUGUCAGUGGUGGUCGGUCUCCGUAUUCGGAGCCGCCAGCACCCAGGCGAUGACACAGUAGCUUCCGAUACCAUGAGUGCUGGCGUUCGCCGGCUCUUGACAGCUUCGGCAGUGAGUACCUGCACAACGGUAGCUGAGGAGGUCUUUAAGCUGACUAUCUGCUCCGCGACUUCUCGUAUGGAGCAGACUAUACGCAUCUUGCGGGACCACGGUGGCGAGUCGUUUCUAAAGAUGCGCUCCUUGCAAGCGGCAUUGAGGGUGUGUCGACCCUGAUGGAUUGAUCGUGUCCCUCGGUAUACGCGUCUGAUACUGCUCUUUUCGAAUGCAAACGAUCAGGAGUAUCACGAGAACUCCAAGUGGCUCGAAGACUUGAAUCCGGUGUGGCGCACACGGAUCCUCAGCCUGAUAGAAACAAUCAAGAAUAGUUCUGAAGGCCAGAAAAUUUUCGAGAGCACGCUGAAGGCUGCCUCGCUACAAUUGACACGUCCAGUCUUUCGCAAGAGUGUGCAAUCUGCUCCUGUGAGUAGCGAGCUGAAACAGAAAACGAGACCGAACAACGAACGAUUGUCAGCGUGCCAUCAAUCACAUCUGCUGCAGCGCAAGAGCAGGCUGUCAUACCCGGGCGUUCACGUGUCGAACAUGCGCGCUGAGACCUCAUACUCAUCCUGCUGUACUUCAACCUAGGACGCAUUGACCUUCGUCUUCACCCAAACUGCAAAGGUGAGUUAUAUUUCAGCACAGCAUCACACUAGACCAAGUCAAAUAUCUCUCGCGGGACUGUUCACGCUGUGUUUAAUGUGACGCACGCCCUUCUCGCAUACCGCGCCCCUCCUUCCGACCUCGCCUCUCACAUCCUCGACGUGGCUUUCCAUGAUGACACUGCGGCGCUCCUCGACACCCGCACCUAUUACUUUAGGAUUUCUAUCCGACGCAUAACGUGUCUCGCGUGAGCCCUUCCGUCUUUCUCGCUUUCGCGCUAGAUCAGUCCAAUGCAAGCUGACUAUCGCACACUACCGGACGCAGGAUGACGUCUUGCUUCUCGAUUGGGUCAUACAAAACCUGGGAAUAAACAAGCACUUCCGUACGGAGCUAGAGCUUUAUGAGGUGAGUGAAAUGAUGUUUGAGUCUGACAGCUCUGAAGUCCGAUCUUCGUGAAUUUCACGUCGCAGCAUCAAGUCGAUCGUAUUUUUGCUUGGUUCGCCUUUCAAAACAGAAUUCGUCGCAGUCGUGAGUACCACAUGGCGGAAGAUUGCUUGUUUGCCUCCGCUCAAACGUGCAGCCUGCUUCAACAAUACUUUCAGAUCGUCAAAAGCAUAUCUUUCCCCUCAAGUCUGGGCAACCGCUUCCCUAUCGGUGGCAAGGCAGGCUUGGUUCAUUCAGAACUGGGCAACCGCAACCAAGCUCAGUCCUCCCCGUCACGCUCGCAGUCGCAGUCGCAUCGAGGCCGAUCCUUUAA
Ceraceosorus bombacis is the source of this 1673-nucleotide messenger RNA. NCBI's taxonomy places the organism in Eukaryota, Fungi, Basidiomycota, Exobasidiomycetes, Ceraceosorales, Ceraceosoraceae. The record is from the annotation of a GenBank genome assembly.